AUGGCAUCCAGAGACGACGAUGCUUUCAUCGCUCUCACCUCCAGUCCUGUUAGCAUAGUUUCAGUGGACUGUCAGAGGCCUGAUCCCGUGCUGCGCUACUUAUCUUCCUGGCCCACGGAGUCGGAUCAGCAUGAGUCGGUCCGUCCGUCGGUCUUUCCUUCAGCAAAUGCGUCCAGGUCAGAAACCCACCGUCAGCCUGUCAAAGGGGCUUCAAGGCUGCGCAAAUCCUCAGUCCAAAUUGCAAGCCUUCAGCGUGUAAACACCAGCACCGGUUGGCACAGCAACAAACCAAGGCCAACCUACAGUUUCAGGGAUGACAAUAGGCCUGGCAGACAGCCUAAGCCAGAUGGAGAUAAGGAAAGAUGUUGGAGUGGAGAUGAAUCAGAACUUGCAAUAAGCCGAUAUGGCAAAAGAGCAGAGGGAGCUGGAGGGAUGCCAGAAAAUUUGGAGGCAAGCCUAUUUCGCAGAACAAACGGGAUGAGCAGGUCACAAGAGAUAAGAGGUGAGAAAGACCAUCCUGGCAGAGAGGCAUGCUCGAAUAACACAGAGGAUAAAUCCAGCCAAGAAAGUUAUGAAUUGCAACUGGUGCCGAUGACAUUUAAGAAAGUAUUACAGUCAUCCAGCCACCUCGGGUGGUCUCAGAUGAUGCAGAUGAAAGAGGAGGCAAGAUCAUCAGGACACUUUGGUAAGAGCGCUAAAGACAAACAGAUAGGACGUGAAAACUCACCUACUCAGAAGGUCAGAAGAAAAAUCGCCAGAACUCCCAUUUCCCAGGGGGACAAGAGAAUUAUCUUUGAACCAAAAGAAAAUGGCACCAAAAUUGUUAUGAUGGCAAGUGUAUUUAGUAUUUUCCAACUUAAUGGACAUUUGUGUCAUUGA
Messenger RNA from Protopolystoma xenopodis, 879 nucleotides. The record is from the annotation of a GenBank genome assembly. NCBI's taxonomy places the organism in Eukaryota, Metazoa, Platyhelminthes, Monogenea, Polystomatidea, Polystomatidae.